AAUUAAUGAGUUGUUUUUAUUUCCCUCGAGGUCGGUUUAUUUUUCUGAGUUUAUUUAAUUGCAAAUGUUUUGUUGACAGCGAUCACGGGCAGACAAAUCGACAUAUUCCUUACAUCUAGGUUUUCUGAAGCUGUACUUUGUAUGGCGUUUAUUACUGUCCGAUUUGGAGAUGACGAGGACGAGCUUUUCAAUCCAAACUUUGUCACCCAAAAUCUACUGGAGAACAUUAGACGACGGUGUCGUUGUCAGCGGGGAGUAACCCUAGACCUGUCAGACGAGGAAGGGGAUCUAAAGAAUCUGCCGGACUAUCUCCACCAGUAUGCCCACAAAGUCCUUAAGCCCAGGGAGACCUUCGUGCUCGUCAAGAUAGAAAAGGGGUUGGGUGACUAUCCAAAGACGUAUACUUCAAUGCUAAAUGACCUGGAAACCAGCAACCCGAAACUGCUGGCACGUCUAGAAGCCCUCUCUCAAAGGCCCCCAACGAGACUAAUCAAAAGUCAGCACAAAAAGCCGCACAAAAAGAAAUCCAUGUGGAAUUUAGCUAACCGGGUGCGCAGUAAAAACGGACAGCGAAACAGCGCCGGACGUAUCCGGUCCGAGACCGAACAAGCAAAGACCAAAAAUAAAACAUCGGGUGCCACGCCCUCCCAUCAAAACAAAACGCGACAACGAAAGCCUACUAGAUAAUGAGCCCCUCUUCCCGUAAGGUUCUUGAAAAAUUUCACAUUGUUUAAUAACACACUGAUAUUUUAUUGAUCUUUCUAAGUAUAAGCGUGCUUAGAAAACUAUGGAUAUAUAUUUAUUCAGUACCUAAACACCGAAUAAAAUAGUACUUUUCCACUUG
Molecule: messenger RNA, 844 nt
Organism: Nematostella vectensis (starlet sea anemone)
Lineage: Eukaryota; Metazoa; Cnidaria; Anthozoa; Actiniaria; Edwardsiidae
Exons: 5
Coding region: 142-687 (181 amino acids)
Source: RefSeq, a predicted model, not a curated record